Symbiodinium necroappetens is the source of this 1194-nucleotide messenger RNA. NCBI's taxonomy places the organism in Eukaryota, Dinophyceae, Suessiales, Symbiodiniaceae. The record is from the annotation of a GenBank genome assembly.
AUGCCACCUGCAGAGAAAAGGAAGAAUUCUGCGACGGGGUCGAAGAUAAACAAGCGCGACCUGCUGGCCAAAGUGAGCAAGACCAUACUUCCGAAGGCUCACUCGCCUUACAAUCUUUUUUACCAGGCCAGCUUGGCACAGGCCAAGGCUGCCGUGGAAGCGGAGUCGACGCUGCAAGGCAUCCAGCUGCACCGAGCAGCGGUGGCCCGUGUGGGAAAGCUGUGGAAGGAGCUGGGGCCCAAUGGACAGCAAGAAUGGAAGGAUAGGUCGGAGUCGGAGUUCGAGGCAAGGUAUGAAGUCGCCCAGCGCCUCCUCUCGGGCGACGAUUCUAUGGAUGAUCGGAGUCGGAGUCUUGAUUCCGGUGUCGUCCGGGUGGGGCGGUGGUGCUGCACUGAUACAGUGCUGUGGCAAGGGAAGCGCACCACGGCUUACAAAGCCAGACAUGAGCUGCUGGAGUCGGUGUCGAUGGCAGUCAUCUUUCAGGAUGCAGCGGAUUACAAGGUGGAACUGGACACCCUCCAGCGCAUUUCGGAUGUCGGUGUCGCAGACAAAAGCUCCUUGUUUAUGGCCCUUGCCAUGGGAUUUCUGCCGAACCCGGAGUCGGAGAACCCGGUGCACUGCCUCGUCUACAGGUACUUGCCAACAGUGGACGAGUGUUUGAAGAUUAAAGGCAACGGAGUCGGAGUCACUAGGUGGUCAGGGGCCAAGCUGCGAGUUGCUGGGAAGCAGCUGGCCGUCGCGGUGGAGUUCUUGCACUCGAUGGUCGGAGUCUAUCACUGUGAUCUGCGACCAAAGACCGUCUUCUGGUCGGAGUCGGACUGGAUCCUGAAGCUCGGCCGCUUCGCCAACUGCCGGCUCUGUCAGGAUCGGUCGGUGUUGGAGUUUGCACCGUAUGUGGCCUGGUACAGAGCUCCGGAGUUGUUCCAGAAGCUGGAGUGUCUCAGAGUCGACGAGCUGACUGAGAGCUGGGCUUAUGCAGCAACGAUGGUGGAGAUUGCGUCUGCGAAGCAGCUUUUCACAAGCCUGCAAGAUGUCGUUAACAUCGCCCCGCAGUCGGCGUCGAAAUUCGCAGCGAUCCAGUGCCUCGAGGUCGGAGUCCAAAACGUGCUGCUGAAGUUCCUUUGUGAUCGGAAAAAGCGCCUUUCCAUCAGAAGCUUCUUGGAGUCGGAGGUCUUGCUAUCCCAGCUUGGCUAA